AUUAAAAGUUAUCCAGUAUUUCAAACUCGAAAAAAUGCUCGAAAACCUCUUUUGACUGUGUCGGCUGUUUACGAUAGAGCAUCGGAGGCUUUAGGAAUUUCACGCACGACUGUGCAAAGAAUCAGUUCUAGAGGAAUCGUGAAAGAUGAAGAACAAAAAGCAGCAACAAGUCACAGAAUUGCUUUGUCCCGUGGAAUUCCUGCUUAUAAGAUACAUGAACAUACAAUUAGAACACGUAUUUAUUCAAUGUAUGCUGCAGGGGAACAUAUUACAUUACAAACUUUGCAAGCAAACCUUCAAAACAUUGAUGAUGUUCAGUUGUCUCUGACUAUGUUGGGGAAAGGACUUAAAUAUUUGCAGUUUAGAUGGCAAAGUUGCAAGCAUUCUAACAGGAAGUAUUUAAUGGAGCAGCCAUAUAUUGCACAGAAGAGACUGCAAUUUUUACGACAAUAUAAAGAAAAUCAAAUCUCUGAUUGUUCUUUCAGACCAGUAUUUCUUGAUGAAACCUGGAUUUACAGUAAGGGUGGAUUUAGAAAGAGCUGGCAAGAUGGCAGUCUACAAACAGUUCGUAAAACAUCUGGAGAAGGAGUAAGGUAUAUUGUAUUGCAUGCUGGGUCAGAAGAUGGAUUUGUGGAGAAUGCUAGCUUAGUUUUCAAAUCAGGCACUAAAUCGGGUGACUACCAUGAUUCAAUGAACUCGGCAAAUUUUGAAAAGUGGUUUGAAGAACAAUUAAUUCCAAAUUUAGAUGAACCAUCUCUGAUUAUAAUGGAUAAUGCUCCAUACCACAGUACCCUUUUCGAGAGAACUCCAAAUCAGAGUUGGAGUAAGGAAUCCCUGAUUAAUUUCUUGCAAGAAAAGGGAAUCCAAUCACCACCUCUGGCAAUGAAAGAUCAGGUUUGGAAUAUUGUCAAGCAGAAUGUUGCACCUAAGAAAUACAAGUAAGUCAACAAACAGUCUUAUUACUUUGACAUGAAUGCAAUUGUAUAUGCGAUAUGUUGAUUUAACAUUAUAACUUUAUUCCAUUGCAUUUAUUUGGUUUGGUUUGGUUUGGUGUGUUGAGACUUCCUCCAUAUCAUUGUCAGUACAAUCCCAUCGAAAUGGUAUGGUCAGAAUGCAAGCGCUACUAUGAUGCCAAGAUUAGUGCCAUUCAUCCUGUUACAAGUGAUGCAGUAUUAGGUCUUUGGAAAGAAGCACUUGAGAAGGUUACACCAGAGAAAUGGAAGAAUUAUAUCAGACAUACCAAUAGCAUAAUCGAUAAAGCCUGGGCCCAAGAACAACUGAUUGAUGCCUCCGAUAUUCUACCUGUAAUUAUCGACACGAAUGAUUCCGAUUCAGAUGAGGACAAUUAUUUAACUGAGGGA
Sitophilus oryzae (rice weevil) is the source of this 1361-nucleotide messenger RNA. RefSeq lists its product as uncharacterized. The coding region runs from base 247 to 942 and encodes 231 amino acids. The record is from RefSeq and is a predicted model, not a curated record. Gene Ontology annotation, molecular function: nucleic acid binding. Lineage: Eukaryota; Metazoa; Arthropoda; Insecta; Coleoptera; Curculionidae. The transcript is spliced from 6 exons.